Nematolebias whitei (Rio pearlfish) is the source of this 3465-nucleotide messenger RNA. RefSeq names its product protein FAM83G (gene sack1gb). Bases 346 to 2889 code for a protein of 847 amino acids. NCBI's taxonomy places the organism in Eukaryota, Metazoa, Chordata, Actinopteri, Cyprinodontiformes, Rivulidae. The record is from RefSeq and is a predicted model, not a curated record. The transcript is spliced from 5 exons.
CCGGUGUCUGCUGGAGCUGCGAGGCCGCGGCCGGAGCUCCGGCCCCUUUUCAGGUAAAGGCGUGGCUCUGGGCGGGCGAGCUUUGUUCCAACUACAGCUACACCUGCCGGCUCAGUCGCCAGCGAUCCGGGUCUGUGGUCUAGAGCGUUUUUUUCUUGUGAAACUUUUUUUUUUUAACCACGCAAAUGGAUCCGUUCACGAACGCACGAGCCCACGUCACGUGGAUAUUGUGUGAACCGUAAUGAGUCCUAUUCGAGGCUUGACCCUUUGGACGGACGACUGGAGUUAGGGUCAGGGUGGUUUCAGGAUAACUGCUCACUAAAGACGGGGUACAGUGGGAGGGUCAUGGCUUUGUCUCAGAUCCAGUGCCUGGACGACCACCACGUCAACUGGCGCGUGAGCGAAAGCAAACCAGAGUUUUUCUACAGCGAGGACCAACGGCUCGCGCUCGAGGCUCUCAUCGCCAACGGUCGCGAUGAGUUCACGGACUACGUUCACAAGUGCGGCAUCCGGGAGUUCCUCUCCGAGCCGGAGCUGGAGCGCAUUGCUCUCUCGGCGGAGGCCUACCGGCCCGGGUACGAGCAUCUGAAGCCGGAGACGCCAGGCCCGGGUAACUUGACUCCGGGGCCGGGGGAAGAAGGAGAAGAUGGGGAGGUGUCGCUCGCCUACUGGCCGGACCGGUCCGAGGCCUCGGUGGCGGAGCUGGACCUGGGGUGGCCUGAAUCCAUCUCGUACCGUGGGGUGACGCGAGUGACCGUGUACACACAACCUCCCACCGAGGGCCAAACGCACAUCAAGGAGGUGGUGCGGAAAAGCAUCGCAUCAGCUCAGAAGGUCAUCGCUGUGGUGAUGGACGCCUUUACAGAUGUAGAUAUCUUUCGGGACCUUCUGGACGCGUCCUACAAACGCAGAAUACCUGUGUACAUAAUCAUCGACAUGGCCGCAGUUCCCAGCUUUCUAUCCAUGUGUGGCAGAGUGGAUAUGCACCGUGGGCAUCUAAAGAAUCUGCGAGUGCGAUGCUGCGGAGGCGUGGAGUUCUUCACGAGAUCGGCCCAGAAGGUGCGUGGUUCUCUGAGCGAGAAGUUUCUCCUGGUGGAUGGAGACAGAGCCAUCUCUGGUUCAUACAGCUUCACCUGGUCCUCAUCUCGUUUGGAUCGCAACCUCAUCACUGUGAUCACAGGGCAGGCGGUGGAGACCUUCGACAUUCAGUUUCAAGGCCUCUACCUCAUGUCACGAGGCGUGUCCCUCAACAAGGUUCAAAUGGGAGACGAGCCAGUCCCUGACCCGCUCCCUCAGCUGGCUCCUGCUCCCGUCUCAGCUGCUGUGGCCAGGAAGCUCAUCAAUCCCAAAUAUGCACUUGUUGCCACUGGGACCCACACGAGUCCCGCCCCCUCUGACCAGAACUCCAGCAACAAGAACUCAAACCUGCAGAAUCCCACUGGGCUGAAAGUGCCAAAAGGACGUCUUAAGGAGGUUAUUGAAGAGCCAUCCCUACAUCCUGGGUUAGUCAAUCUGGAGAAAGCAAACUUGAUCCCAUACCUGCCCACUUGGCCAGAGCCAGACCCCCCAAGUGAUGUGAUUGGCUUCAUUAAUAUCAGAGAUGACAAAAGGUCCAAUCAGGUUCACUUGCAGAGGUCAGAAAGGUUUGAGAUCAGUCAGGCUAUUCGCUUCAGUGCACCCCUGACUGUACCAGCCCAGGCUGAGGAACAGGAUUCAAGUCAGGAUGCAGAAGAUGCACAAACAGCUGGAAAUGUGUCAGGGAGCACAAGCCCAAAAGCUGCUGUUCCCACAAGUCCUACAGAUAAAACUCUCAAACAGGACGGAGCUAUAAAUAAAGAUCAAACUGCUUGUACAGAAUCCUCUCAACAGCCCGACACAUCUCCAACACAGGACACACCCAAACCACAUGAAGACACAUCUGCAUUACCCUCUGAAGUUGCUGCUAAUACACAGCCUACAGACAGUGUUGCACAAACUCCAGAGACAACAACUGGAGCACCUCCUGUUCCCAAACGCCGCACGCUGCAGUUGGUCAUAGAUCCCACCUUGUCAGAGCAGCCUGGUGAGGCGCAGGUCACUUUGAUGAAAAUGGACCAACUGGACAGUCUAAACAAAGAGCUAAAACAGGAGCAGCUGACACCAACCCGCAGCCGAAUUUUAUCAAUGGGCCAAGACAGAGACUCUGGAAGCAACGAGGAGGGUAGCCAGGAUAGCACUAAGGUUAACUGUGACCGAAUGGUCAAUGAAGUCCCUUCAAGUGCUUCUGCAGGAUCAGAAGAGGAGUUUUAUGAUUGUUCGCCUCAGGAACCAAGCACUCCAGUUGUCAACGGGGGGCAGACGGGAUCAGGCCGAGGGCAUCGUCCGGGAGAUGGACUCAACAUGAUGGCCCGCUUCUCUCAAAGCAUGCUCGACCUGCGAGAGCCCAUACAGUCAGAGGACAGCAUUUCCCUUAUUCUUCUGUCUCAGCAGCUGCGCAGACAGAGCCACGACUCCCCAGGACACAAGAACACAGGACAGUUCUUUCAAACAUCACGAUCUCCUGCUCGUGACGCGAGACUGAGGGGACCCAAAGUAAUCAUCGCCAAACCAGGAAGUUAUCACCGCCCUCCCCAGGCAGCUGGCCUCGUGAUUGGAGGCCACCGUUACUGGCAGGGUCAAACGGCGCCUCCAGGUUCCACUCAGCUGCAUGUCGAGACCCGCUCUGGGCGGUCACCACGGCGACACAGCCCCGGCUACAGGAAGAUGGGUCGCUCGUCACCGCAGCCACCAGCCGACCGACUGGGGUUUCUUGGAGUGCCUCUGGCAAAACUCAGCAACUUUAGGAAUAUGAAAAUGCGAGGAGGAGCCAAUCAGAAGAAAGCACCUCAGAAUAACAAAGCUGUGAGGUAGAUCCGUGGGCCGGUACAGAACCGUGUUUGGAAAACGAACUUCCUGCUUAAAAACUGGUGAUGCUUCAGCAUGGGAUCCUUUCUGUCCGCUUUCUGAUUUGAAACCCUGCAGCGCAAGUACUAAAAUAACUAUUUAUGACCAUGAAUUUUACAUUUAUUUUGCAACCGCAAAAGAGUCUGAGCAAAAAUAACUUCUGAUAGUCAUCAGAUAUUUUUGUUUACAGACAUGCCUGAGAUGCCAUGAAAACUUAGUUUUACUGAAAUGUAGUAAAGUCAACUGGGGCACUUCAAUCCUGUCAACAAUAUCAAGAACAUUAAUUUCCAAAUUACCUCAAAUACUUUUGUUUCUUUUCAGUAUAAUCCAUGUCCGACACGCACAGUAUUCUGUGUACUUAGUGAUACCGAUCAUUUUACUAUUGAUAGCAGUGUAACUGGUGACACUGUCAAUGGACGGGGCUUUCAUGUUGAUUACUUUUACGUAUUUGUCACAGGUUAUUGAUCUGAGUGAAUGUAGAACUACUUUAAGUGUUGUCAUGGGCUAAAUCUGAACGUUUUGAAAUAAAAAGACAGAACUGUU